Messenger RNA from Girardinichthys multiradiatus, 1700 nucleotides. RefSeq lists its product as uncharacterized. The transcript is spliced from 6 exons. NCBI's taxonomy places the organism in Eukaryota, Metazoa, Chordata, Actinopteri, Cyprinodontiformes, Goodeidae. Gene Ontology annotation, molecular function: hydroxypyruvate reductase [NAD(P)H] activity; NAD binding; glyoxylate reductase (NADPH) activity. Gene Ontology annotation, cellular component: cytosol. The record is from RefSeq and is a predicted model, not a curated record. Bases 305 to 1285 code for a protein of 326 amino acids.
GGCGUGAGUACUGUCUCUUUAAAGACAGUGAGUUAGCUGAUGACCUUUGAUCAUUUUUUUUGUUCUCCUACAACCACCCUGAAGCUUCUGUUUGUUCAGUCACUGAGUUUAAUGGGUUCUUUCUGUUCCUAUUCCAAGGAGGAGAUAGUUCACUCUGUGGCCUCCAGCCCCAGCCCAGUUAAAGAUACAACUUACACAUUCUCAAAAUCAGGUUACAUUUUAUCUCAGAUCUUUUAACUAAUGCCUCUUUGUUCUCCACAGUCAGAAAUCAGCAGAGCUGAGAGCAACUCCUUCUGAAAAGGUGAUGGCAGAGGACAAACCAUGGGUACUGAUCUCUGAGGUGGGAGGCGAGGGUUUUCAUGAGGACGUUGUCGACAUCUUGAAACAGCACUUCCACCUCAUCUGCCUCAAGGAAUUUUUAAAAAACCCGGUCCUGCAUGGCCCUAAAAUCCAAGCCAUGCUUAUGUGGAACUGCAGUCCUGCACCCGAGCCUUCCCUGCUGAGCUGCCUGCCUUCGCUGAAGGUGGUCGCCAACGGAGGAGUGGGCAUCGACCACCUGGAUGUGCCGUACAUCAACAGCCUCGGUGUGAAGGUCGCCAACACUCCUGGUGUGGUGAGCGAUGCCACUGCAGAUAUGGCCAUGGCUCUCCUUCUGGCUUCAGCACGGAUGAUUGUGGAGGGUCACCUGAUAUCAGUUGAUUCUAAGACCACCCAAGUACCACAAAGCCUUAUGGGAGUUGAAGUCACAGGGUCGACUCUGGGGAUCAUUGGAAUGGGACACAUUGGGUACAAAGUUGCGCAGAGAAGCAAAGGUUUCAACAUGAGGAUCCUUUACCACAACAGAAACAGAAGGAGUGUUGAAGAUGAGCAGGCAGUCGGGGCAAGUUACUGUGAGAAACUGGAUGACCUGCUGAAUGAGUCCGACUUUGUCGUGCUGGUGGUGAACCUGACCCCCGAGACCACUGGCCUUAUAAGCCACAGAGAGCUGUCACUCAUGAAACCCACAGCAACACUCAUAAAUGUCAGCAGAGGUCUGGUUGUGGAUCAGGACGCUCUUGUCAAAGCUCUGAAGUCUGGAACGAUCCGAGCUGCAGCUUUAGAUGUGACUCACCCUGAACCUUUACCCAGGGAUCAUCCGCUCCUCAGCCUCCCGAAUGUGCUGAUAACACCCCACACUGGGACCAACACUCAUGCAACGAUAAGAAAGAUGGUGCACCUGAUGGUAGACAACGCUUUAGCAGCAGUAAAAGGGUUACCUCUUCCUAAUGAAGUUAAAACAAAAUAACUUUCUCUUCUGGCAACAGGAUGAAGGAAGUAUUGUUUUUCUUUCCUCUUCACUUGCAACUUUCACACGUUGACAUCGAUUCUUGGACGUUUUGAGCUGCAACCACUUCAACAUCCUGUCAGUUUAAGCCCUGUAGAUACCCUGGAAGACAUUUAUGGGUAGCAAGCAUUACUACUCUUAUACUUAACUUAGUUAACUUAGUAACUUGUGCUCCAUAAAGCAGGCACAGUAAUUCUACUGUAUUUUCUUUUAUAGUCUUUUAAUCAUUAACUUUAAUGUCAAACAACAUCAAAGGUCUUCAUUUUACUAUUUCAAUGCAUAGCAUUUCCCUUGCAAUGUGAUUUAAGUGAGUGCACAUUGGUGUUCCAGGUUUUGUUGAAUUACCGGUAAUACUAUCAUUAAAUCUAUACUUUUC